Molecule: messenger RNA, 144 nt
Organism: Paramecium sonneborni
Lineage: Eukaryota; Ciliophora; Oligohymenophorea; Peniculida; Parameciidae
Source: the annotation of a GenBank genome assembly
AUGAAUACAGUAUUACAUGAUACUAUGAUGCUUUGUUUAACCAAUGGCCAAUGUAUUAAAUUAAGUACAUAAGUGAGAAUACUAUUUGAAGUAGAAGACUAAAUAAUUGCAUUUCCAGCCAUCAUAAACCAUAAGUAGAUGUGA